CCAGCCCCGCCCACUUCACGCGAUGCGCGUGGAAUUUAGUCGCGUGAACCAGGUGAGUUGGAAAAAGUUCUUUUGUUUGUUUGAGGGGCGGUCGGUUGCUAGUGCGCCUCGGCGUCUUUAAGGUUUUAGGGAGAGGUUCGCUGGAGGUUUCUGCGGGGAGAAGAAGGGGAGUCAGACAGGCGACGAGCAGUGCCGUCUUGGCCCCCGGGGGCAGAGGCUGGGAGUGCGAAGGAGAGCCAAUGAGAGGGGGAGCCUUGCGCUCCUCGUCUCCUUGCCCCGGCUCGGCGCGCCCUGUAAUUAGGAGCUCCACUUGUGGGCUGGGCGCCGCCACCGUGGACGGCUCGGGAACGCCAGCUCCGCACUCUGGUCUCUUUUUUGUCCCGGAGUGUUUACGGAACGCUCGCCCUCCGCGAUGAACGGGCUGCCGUCACCCGCGUUCGAGGAGAAGAAAGCCAACGUCCGCGGCUCGCCGAGCCUGGCGGCGGCGGAAACGCCACCCGCGGACGCGGGUUUCUACGGCGCCGCUCUCCACGGUUCGCAGGACUUUUACGCGGCGCAGCAGUCCUACUCCACUCCACACGCGAGCCCUUACGCGUACGCUCACUACAACCUGAACGGGAUGGUCCCCGGUGGCGCCUUUCCGUGUGGAAAACCCGAGUACGCCUACCCGCACUCGGCGUACAGAGAGCCCGGCGGGGGCUUCGGCAGGGAGACGCAGGCGACGCUACCAGACGCCGUGAAAGAAGAGCCCGAGAUGGAGAUUCGGAUGGUCAACGGGAAGCCCAAGAAGGUUCGCAAGCCGCGGACAAUUUACUCCAGUUACCAGCUGGCGGUCCUCCAGAGGAGAUUCCAGUCGGCCCAGUACUUGGCCCUGCCGGAGAGGGCCGAGCUGGCCGCGCAGUUGGGCCUGACGCAGACGCAGGUGAAGAUAUGGUUCCAAAACCGGCGCUCUAAAUUCAAGAAACUGUACAAGAACGGAGAGUUUCCACUGGGGGAAAUGGCGCUGGAGCACAGCCCGGAGGCAAGCGAUUCAAUGGCUUGCAACUCUCCCCCAUCGCCGGCCGCUUGGGAAAACAACAACAACAACAACAAUGGCGUCCCCGAUGCCGCCAGCAGCACGGCCGGCAGCGACACCAACCUGAGCGCCGGGCUCCAGAAUGGUACAAUGCUGGACCCUACCAGCAGGGGGCAGCAACCUUAUCAGCCCUCAGCCGAUUCCUCCUCCUCCGUCUACAUGGACGAGUACGCGCACCCGAAUUGGUACCAGCAGCAGCAGCAGGACGCACAUUUGGCCUUGCAGGCAACCAACAGCGCCCGCCACCCAUCGUCAGCGGCGCCGCCGGCUCCCGUCGGAGCCGUUUACUGAAUCCCAAACGUGCCGGCGUAGACAUUGAACGCACCCGCUCAACUUCAACAGAAGGGGCCGUUUUUGGAUCAUCCCGAAAGAACUGAAGGUGUGCCUCCAAAGCAGGAUGAAAAUGUACUCGGCAUAUUUUUCAACGUGACCAAAGUGCCCAAAUGUAUUGGUUUGCUUCAUGCCGAUCGGAGCCAAAGACCAACUACUACUGAUACUAUUCAAGAUCCUUUUUUUUUAAAUUUUAAAAGAUGUGUGGGAUGGUGAACCUCCCGUUUUCUCCAUCGCUCUACUCAAAUAAUCACAUUCCAGCACGGUUUUAACAUUCAUUGCCCGCCCCGUGUUUGUGACGGUGGACCACCUCGGCUUUUCUGUUUUUUCCCUAAAUUGACACCUUGCGCGAAAACUUGUCUGGGUUUGAAGAUAAUACGCGACGGCAUUGAGAGACU
Hippocampus zosterae (dwarf seahorse) is the source of this 1803-nucleotide messenger RNA. Its product is annotated as homeobox protein Dlx3b-like. Gene Ontology annotation, biological process: regulation of transcription by RNA polymerase II; epithelial cell differentiation; embryo development. The coding region runs from base 413 to 1366 and encodes 317 amino acids. The transcript is spliced from 3 exons. The record is from RefSeq and is a predicted model, not a curated record. Gene Ontology annotation, molecular function: RNA polymerase II cis-regulatory region sequence-specific DNA binding; DNA-binding transcription factor activity, RNA polymerase II-specific. Lineage: Eukaryota; Metazoa; Chordata; Actinopteri; Syngnathiformes; Syngnathidae.